Messenger RNA from Prorocentrum cordatum, 3141 nucleotides. The record is from the annotation of a GenBank genome assembly. NCBI's taxonomy places the organism in Eukaryota, Dinophyceae, Prorocentrales, Prorocentraceae.
CACCAAUUCACCGUGGCAGAGUUCUCUGCCUACCACCUACGGAGCGUCAUCCAGCACCUUGACGGCCUCACCAUUGCACGCACCGCGAAACUUACGACGGGCUGCAGGGGGCACGCCGAGGACGAACUCGUCGAGGCACCACCGACGGACACGCCACACGGCGUCGAGACGGAGUUCCAUGGGGGCGAGGGCGUCGACCCGGACGAGCCCGAGAACGAGGCGGUCGACCUCGCAGAACGCUCCCCACCACUUUUCGGAGCCCUGAACGUGAAGCAGUUGACCGGCAUCUUGACACGAGCCAAAGAAUUUGAAGCGGCCAAGAGACCCGGUCGAAAGAGCCAGGAGCUGAAACAGAUGAAUACCUUCGACGACCUUUGCCACGCGGUGCUGCGCAGCCCGUCGCCAGAGAACGACGUGGCAUUUGCGCAGGUCCAGAGAAGCUAUGGCUCUCCCCUUGCCGGGCUCACCGCCGCACUCGACAUGCAAGACGCCAUCAUGAAACACCUGAAACGCACCGCCACCAUGCAGGGCGACAUGCCCGUCGACGACAUCGACCCCAUCAUUCCGGAGGCAGCGUUGCACAACCUGCAGCAGCAACGACUGGGGUGUGAGUGGAUUGACUUGACCGACGCUUUACAAGGCCCGGCACAUGUGGCCAAUAUGCUUGUUCGACGCUGCCAGGAGCGACGCUCCACGCCGACGCGGCCCUACAAACUCAACGAAGAGCAGCUCCAGUGCAUUGCCCUCUUCGCGACCCGCCUGGAGCAGGCCUUCCUCGGGCGCCCCGAUCCGAGCGAACCGCGGCUCCAUCCAGCUCGCGCCCCGAUGACCACGAUCAUGGACGGCGGGGGUGGCUGCGGCAAGACGACUUUGAGCGCCGAGAUCCUGCUGCCCUUACUCGAGACGUUCUUCCACCCCGAGGGGGGGCUGACGCCCGAGAGCUCCACGCGAACACACGCGUUGGCCUUGAACGUGCAGACUCGCCAAAAGCUUGCCGUCGCCCACGUCGAUGCAGGCGCCUUGUGCGUCGACGAGCACUCACAACUAUUAGGCGAGCUCAACCGCGCCGGAGCUCUACGAACCACGCACGCUCGCGAGGCAAAAUACGGCUUGAACAAAAACGCCGUGCGCUUCACCGACGAGACACUCAUCGACAUUCUGAACACCAUGUGGGCGCCUGGCGGCAGCGCCCUCAUGGAGCAACAGUGGCAGGCCCUCAAGGACACCGAAGUCAGUGCUGAACAGCCUGACAUCCCAGCGUCCUGGUACCACUCCUGCUACUGCUGGAGCGUCAUCAGCAUGGCCGCGUUCAUGCUCGCACAGCAGUCCGCCCGUGAGGCCCAGCAGACUCUAUUUUACGUGCAAGCCGUGGACCAAGCCAAGGCCACCAUACCAGAGACGAACACGGCGCAGUUCUACGAGGACUUACUUCGGAUACCCAGCAUCCAGAAAACGAGACGCCUCCCACCGGUGGUGCUCUUCCAUUACGAUGUGCGAGUACGGCUCACGACCACCAUCCAGAAACCUUUUGCUGCGCAGGACGUCGAGGGCACCGCUGUCGGUUUUGACCCGGGCCCCGCCGACCUCACAACGAAAAGCAGGCUAUUUUAUGUGAAGCUGGAUGAGUGCGACAUCCAGCUCUUGCCACCAGCAGUGUGUCCGGAACAUCCCGAGCGCAGCUCAACGUGCGCUCGCUGCACCAGUGCUGCACAGCCUGGCGUCAUGGCCAUCCGGCCUAAGCCGCGUACGUUCAAACAUUUCUUCUCACCAACGGAGAAGGCCAGAUACGUCAUAAUCUCACGGACACAGAUACCGCUGAUGCCGGCGGCGGCCGUCCCGCUUUACUCGAUGCAGGGCACCACGGCAGAUCCCGGUCUGGUGGCCGAUUGGUUCUUCCCGCAACGAUGCACCGACACCAUCCGAUGGCUGAUUGUCUACGUCAUGCUCUCACGGCCUCGCUCACUUGCUACCCUCAAGUCCGUGAAUUUGACGAAGCAGAUCCGUGACAUCAUAGAACAGCGUCCGCCCGGGGAUCUCGUCGCCAACUUCGAUCGACUGUUCCGCGAAAAAGUCGAGGCGACGAGGGACCUGGCACGAGAUGCCGCACGUGCCUACGCGCUACUGACCAGCUCUACCGACCACCACUCGACCAGCUCCACUGACCACACUACCAGCUCUACCGACAGCUCUACCAGCUUCAAUGACCGCCAUUUGACCAGCUCCAUUGACCACUCGACCAGCGCUGCCGACCACCACCUGACCAGCUUUACCGACAGCACCUUCCCAGAAAACACCUACAGGAUCUCAGAGGACCACGUCGGAGACUCAGAGAGCACCUACGGGAACUCAGAGGGCACCUACGGGCUCACAGGUAGCAUCCUCGGGGCCAAGCAGAGCUUUCUCAGUGCAUGGGCGAGGAUCUCGAUGUCCAGGCACCCGGCCACAUCCAACAUGCGCAAGGCCGACCUGCUGUCGGAGCUGAUGCAAUUGGACGAGGACGGCUGCAACAUGACGGUGGAGAUGCUCCGGGCCAGGCUCAGGCAGAUCUACCAGGCCAUGCCUGUCGUUGGUGCGCCUGUCCGGCACAAGAAGCACGCCGAGCUUGUCCGGGACGCGACUACCAUGGGGUGCGUGCUCCACGGCAAGGAGACCCGAGGCGACCUCCAGAUCCUCAUCGCGGAGAAGGUCGAGGCCAACCAGGUCAUGGUCAAGCCGACCGAUCUCAUGCCGUUCGGGAGGCACCGGGGCAAGACGCUCCAAACCCCGAUCGAGCAGGAGCGCGAGUACGCCGGGUGGCUGCUCAGCCUGAACAGCUACCGCUACAAGCGCCUCACGCACUGGAUGAUCACGCAGGGCAUCAAGGCCGAGGACAUGAUGAACCAGUCGAAGCUCGAGCUCCCGCAGCCGAAGGUUAAGGCGGAGAGGGGCGAGAAGUCGGAGGACCCGUGGCUGCUGCGAGAUGACGCGACCUCGAAGUCCAAGGAGGAUGUGAUCAUCGACCUUCUGGGCGACGUGAAAGUGGCGGUGAACGCCUGGGCGACCAGCGUGCAGAAGGCGACCUGGCUGUCGGGGUCCCUGGACCAGAGUGCGACGCCAGCCUGGACGUUCCUCACCGGGGCUGCUCGUGUCAACCUGAUGUAG